GAGAGAGAGAGAGUGUGUGUGGAAAAGAGACAAUUUUCGCGGAGCAUUCUCCGGUCGCGCGCGCGGAUUUCCCUCGUGGCUCUCUUCCCCGUGGGUUUCCUUCUCUCUCGCCGUUCGUUGCGUCCGGGGCCAUUUUGACGAAAUGAAAAUAACAUCACGAGCCGCUGUACGCGGAUUCCCCGCCCCCGCGGUCCUGCUCGCCGUCCUCGUGUGGUGCCACUGCGUAUGCACGACCGCAUAUGCGAGAUCGCACCGCUCCAAGUCCGUCGACGACGACAAUGGCACCGUGCCCGUCGCCGCUUGCGACCUGGUCAGGCCAUUCUUCGACACCAAGAACAUCACGCUCGUGCCGGCCGCAGCGGAUUCUCCAAAGAGUAAGUAGAUCUUUCAGCACAAAAAUAAAUCGUCCCUGCGCGAUUCUUAACUAUGUGUCGUAAUAAUAUCUUUAAAUCGGAGGUAUUCCUUUUUUUUCAAUUGAAAAAAGAAAACAGGCUGAAAGAGCGUGGGAUCCGAUGUUCAAUGAAAAAAAGAAGGACAAGUUCUCUGCUGUCGGUGUGUAUUAAGUCAGCAUUCCCCCAACAUUCAAAUUCCAUAAUUUUGCAUCGCAAUUCCCGUUUCAUUUCGAAGAGUUCCCAAUUGAAGGAUCUCUGUUGAUUAAUGAAAUUGGAAAUAAAUUAAAAA
This is a messenger RNA of Pogonomyrmex barbatus (red harvester ant), 681 nucleotides long. RefSeq lists its product as uncharacterized. NCBI's taxonomy places the organism in Eukaryota, Metazoa, Arthropoda, Insecta, Hymenoptera, Formicidae. The record is from RefSeq and is a predicted model, not a curated record.